AGCAAAGAUCCGACGACCAGCACAUCUCCUCACCACAUCACUCACAAUGGCUUCGCGCUUGGCUAAGGGCGCACUGGGCGCCGUCCGGGCCCGCCCAACUCCCAUCAUCCCAAUGCGCUCUGCUCUUCCCGCUGCUACCACCUUCUCGACAUCCGGACCACGCUUCCAGCAGGCACAGCCACCGGCGAAAGAUCCAAAAAGCACCGCGAGUGCUAUUGUUGAUGCGCUUCCCGGCAACAACCUCGCCUCGAAGACCGCAAUCCUCUCCGCUGGAGCUGCCCUCUCAGUCGCAGCUAUCAGCAAUGAGCUCUACGUUGUCAAUGAGGAGUCCAUUGUGGCACUUUCGCUCUUGACCAUCUACUGGGCCGUCUACACUUAUGCCGGUCCUAUGUACACCGAGUGGGCUCAGGGCCAGCACGACAAGAUCAAGGGCAUUUUGAACGCAGCGCGGGCGGACCACACCAACGCCGUCAAGGCCCGCAUCGACAGCGUAAAAGACCUCAGUGGUGUCAUUGAUGUCACCAAGGACCUCUUCGCUGUGUCCAAGGAGACUGCUCAGCUCGAGGCUCAGGCGUACGAGCUUGAGCAGAAGACCGCCAUCGCUGCUGAGGCCAAGGCCGUUUUGGACUCAUGGGUGCGAUACGAGGGUCAAGUCAAGGCCAGACAGCAGAAGGAACUUGCCGACUCCGUCAUUGCUAAGAUCGAGAAGUCGCUGCAAGACCCCAAGGUUCUUGACCAGAUUCUUAAGCAAAGCGUCGCCGAUGUUGAGCGUAUCGUCUCGCAAAAGUAGAAUUAACAGUCACGUGCCAGCCGUGACGUUCUAGUUGGACGAGCUAUUCGGUCGCCGAACAACUUGUACAUAUCAUAGACAUUUGCUGUGGAAGAAGCGAAUCGACGGUUUCCUUUGUC
Pseudocercospora fijiensis CIRAD86 is the source of this 909-nucleotide messenger RNA. RefSeq lists its product as uncharacterized. Gene Ontology annotation, biological process: proton motive force-driven ATP synthesis. Gene Ontology annotation, molecular function: proton transmembrane transporter activity. The record is from RefSeq and is a predicted model, not a curated record. The transcript is spliced from 4 exons. NCBI's taxonomy places the organism in Eukaryota, Fungi, Ascomycota, Dothideomycetes, Mycosphaerellales, Mycosphaerellaceae. Bases 47 to 790 code for a protein of 247 amino acids.